AUGGCAGAAACUGUUCAGGAAAAGAGCCGUGGACUGAAGUUUGCAGAGCAACAGCUACUGCGUCAUGGCUGGGAACAAGGUAACUUUAAUGUUACAUGUUCAGAAAUGUAUUUAGUAACAGUAUAGUAAAUUAAUUAUGGACAAUGUGCUAGCUAAUUAACAUCUUAAGAUUACAGGCAGGAGUUUCUAUAUCAAGUGUACACAUUUUACAUUUACCCACAACCCUGGCGUUGCAAGCGCCAUGCUCUACCAACUGAGCUACAGGGGACUACGACACAUAUGUCAGCUUGAACUUGCUAGUACAUUAGUAGGCAGGGCAAACCCGUUUUGGUGAUUUCUGGUAUAUCAUCGAAAGAAAUCCAUCACAGUACGUUUUUGGACUCAUUCAGCAGUUUUUACCUGAUUUAAGUACAAUACCAUUGGAAAGGAAUGUUGAAAGUUACAUUUAUAUUCCUAAAACGUAUGUUGAAAAUGAUGCUGUCCAAAUCAAUAACCAAUAUGCAGAAACAGUUUGUGAUAUCUUGAAAACCUAAGCAUAAAAUGUACUAUCAUACAUGUGCAACAAUUGGUAAUAAUGUUACUUAGAUUUUUUUUUAAUGGGCAUCUUUUUAAACUGCACAUGCACCAAAAACCCUGUUUUAAUAUGGCAAAAAAUCACUGAAAUCGAUUAGGGGGGAAAUCGGGUUGUACGCGCUGUUGAAACUAAAAAACACAUGAAAACUGGAGAUAUUUUUACAUCACUGGUUAGAGAACAACCUGCAGAAGACAGUGGGCUACAUUGGGGGGAUGCAUUUUGAUUUGGGGGUCGCCAAAACAGAAAAAGAAACGCAACACUUAUUUGUCAAUCACUCAUAUCGAAAACCACAUGGACUCUGGGAAUAAUGUGUACAUCACUGGUUAGAGGGACAAUUUGUAGAAGACAGCUAGCUACAUUUUGAAGUGUUGAUCAGGGGGCAAACGUUUGGGGUGUAGCGCUGUUUAAACUAACACUUUUCAAAGGCCACACAGAAACCUUGAAUAACCUGUACAUGGUUGGUUAGAUGAGAACUUGUAGAAGGCUUAUAUCUAUAUUUUGGAAUGUCGUAUGUUGAUUUCGGGAGGCUGCCAUCACGAAAAAGGGAACGAACCACUUUCUGUUAACUUAAACGAAUCACAACGUUUGGGUUAUCAAGACCCAUAGGAUAUCAACAGUGACAACGGUUGGCUGUUUUUUAAGUGAUAGUUUGACUGUCAAAUCCAUUGGUGUGGCCAGCGACUUUUAUAGAGUGACUGCCCCAAAUUUUUCGUGCCAUUUUAUUAACGGCACGUUCUGCGCAUCCCAGCACGUGUGACAAUCAACGGUACAAAACCAAAGAUAUUGAUCAGCUUUAAGCAAUCAAUCUGAUGUCAUCGUGAUUACUAUAUUCUUUUAAUACUAGCGUCACCAAUCUGAGGUAAAAGGAUGUGUAAUUCCACUAAAUGUUAUGGGUUGAAAAUGUAAGGUACAGUGCAUUCGGAAAGUAUUCAGACCCCUUGACUUUUUCCACAUUUUGUUUGUUACGGCCUUAUUCUAAAAUGUUCCUCGUCAAUCUACACACAAUACCCCAUAAUGACAAAGCGAAAACUAAUAAAUAAAAAACAGAAAUACCUUAUUUACGUAAGUAUUCAGACCCUUUGCUAUGAGACUCGAAAUUGAGCUCAGGUGCAUCCUGUUUCCAUUGAUCAUCCUUGAGAUGUUUCUACAACUGCAUUGGAGUUCACCUGUGGUAAAUUCAAUUGAUUGGACAUGAAAGGCACACAGUUGACAGUGCAUGUCAGAGCAAAAACCAAGCCAUGAGGUCAAAGGAAUUGUCCGUAGAGCUCCGAGACAGGAUUGUAUCGAGGCAUAGAUCUGGGGAAGGGUACCAAAACAUUUCUGCAGCAUUGAAGGUCCCCAAGAACACAGUGGCCGCCAUCAUUCUUAAAUGGAAGAAGUUUGGAACCACCAAGACUCUUCCUAGAGCUGGCCGCCCGGGAAAGAUGAACGGAGCAGAGUACAGAGAGAUCCUUGAUGAAAACCUGCUCCAGAGCACUCAGGACCUCAGACUGGGGUGAAGGUUCACCUUCCAAUAGGAUAACGACCCUAAGCACAAAGCCAAGACAACGCAGGAGUGGCUUCGGGACAAGUCUCUGAAUGUCCUUGAGUGGCCCAGCCAGAGUUUGGACUUGAACCCGAUUGAACAUCUCUGGAGAGACCUGAAAAUAGCUGUGCAGCGACGCUCCCCAUCCAACCUGAGAGCUUGAGAGGAUCUGCAGAGAAGAAUGGGAGAAACUCCCCAAAUACAGGUGUGCCAAGCUUGUAGCGUCAUACCCAAGAAGACUCGAGGCUGUAAUCGCUGCCAAAGGUGCUUCAACAAAGUACUGAGUAAAUGGUCUGAAUACUUAUGUAAAUGUGAUAAUUAAGUUUUUUUUAAAUACAUUUGCAAACAUUUCAAAAACUGUUUUUGCUUUGGUAUUAUGGGGUAUUGUGUGUAGAUUGAUGAGGGGGAAAAAACGAUCAAUUUUAGAAUAAGGCUAACGUAACAAAGUGGAACAAUGCAAGGGGUCUGAAUACUUUCCGAAUGCACUGUAGUAAAAAACUGUCCACAUUAGGGAAAUUAGCGCAAUAUUCAAUUUUAAUAUGGCAAAAUAAUUAAACAUGUCAAUUUAAGAUGAUUGUAUAUGUUGCCCACUCACAAACUAUUGCAACAAUGACAUCUAUUUCUCACUAAUUUAACCAUUUAGAGAGUAAACAAAUUGUUUUGCUCUCAAACACACACACACCUGUCUAUAUAAGGUCCCCUAGAGCCUCCAUAGUGUCUGUCCAUAGUGUCUGAAUGUUGGACGUCCCUACUAGUAGUAGCUGCCAGUUUUAUCUAAUUCCGUGUUAGAUCUAAUGUUCUUACUCUACCACUAAUAGAAGACCCCUCACUGUUCACAGGUAAAGGUCUUGGUCGGCAGGAGAAUGGUAUAUCGGAGGCUAUCAAAGUCAAAGUGAAAUGUGACAAGGGAGGGGUGGGACAUCGUCAAGGGGAGCAGUUCACCUUCCAUUGGUGGGACCACGUCUUCAACAAAGCAUCUUCGAGCCUGGAAGUGGAAUCUGGCGAGGUAAGUCCUCAGAAGUGGUGUGUGAAAUGAAACAGAUUAUUUUACCACUAGGCCACGCACACACAUACACACAUUCACACACAUACAGGAUGGAUAUACAGUGAGGGAAAAAAGUAUUUGAUCCCCUGCUGAUUUUGUACGUUUUCCCACUGACAAAGAAAUUAUCAGUCUAUAAUUUUAAUGGUAGGUUUAUUUGAACAGUGAGAGACAGAAUAACAACUAAUAAAUCAAGAAAAACGCAUGUCAAAAAUGUUAUAAAUUGAUUUGCAUUUUAAUGAGGGAAAUAAGUAUUUGACCCCUCUGCAAAACAUGACUUAGUACUUGGUGGCAAAACCCUUGUUGGCAAUCAGAGGUCAGACGUUUCUUGUAGUUGGCCACCAGGUUUGCACACAUCUCAGGAGGGAUUUUGUCCCACCUUAAGAUUUCGAGCCUGACGUUUGGCAACUCAAACCUUCAGCUCUCUCCACAGAUUUUCUAUGGGAUUAUGGUCUGGAGACUGGCUAGGCCACUUCAGGACCUUAAUGUGCUUCUUCUUGAGCCACUCCUUUGUUGCCUUGGCCGUGUGUUUAGGGUCAUUGGCAUGCUGGAAUACCCAUCCACAACCCAUUUUCAAUGCCCUGGCUGAGGGAAGGAGGUUCUCACCCAAGAUUUGACGGUACAUGGCCCUGUCCAUCGUCCCUUUGAUGCGGGGAAGUUGUCCUGUCCCCUUAGCAGAAAAACAGCCCCAAAGCAUAAUGUUUCCACCUCUGUGUUUGACGGUGGGGAUGGUGUUCUUGGGGUCAUAGGCAGCAUUCCUCCUCCUCCAAACACGGCGAGUUGAGUUGAUGCCAAAGAGCUCAAUUUUGGUCUCAUCUGACCACAACACUUUCACCCAGUUCUCCUCUGAAUCAUUCAGAUGUUCAUUGGCAAACUUCAGACGGCCCUGUAUAUGUGCUUUCUUGAGCAGGGGGACCUUGCGGGCGCUGCAGGAUUUCAGUCCUUCACGGCGUAGUGUUACCAAUUGUUUUCUUGGUGACUAUGGUCCCAGCUGCCUUGAGAUCAUUGACAAGAUCCUGCCGUGUAGUUCUGGCCUGAUUCAUCACCGUUCUCAUGAUCAUUGCAACUCCACGAGGUGAGAUCUUGCAUGGAACCCCAGGCCGAGGGAGAUUGACAGUACUUUUGUGUUUCUUCCAUUUGCGAAUAAUCGCACCAACUGUUGUCACCACCUCACCAAGCUGCUUGGCGAAGGUCUUGUAGCCCUGCCUUGUGUAGGUCUACAAUCUUGUCCCUGACAUCCUUGGAGAGCUCUUUGGUCUUGGCCAUGGUGGAGAGUUUGGAAUCUGAUUGAUUGCUUCUGUGGACAGGUGUCUCUUAUACAGGUAACAAACUGAUAUUAGGAGCACUCCCUUUAAGAGUGUGCUCCUAAUCUCAGCUCGUUACCUGUAUAAAAGACACCUGGGAGCCAGAAAUCUUUCUGAUUGAGAGGGGGUCAAAUACUUAUUUCCCUCAUUAAAAUGCAAAUCAAUUUAUAACAUUUUUGACAUGCGUUUUUCUGGAUUUUGUUGUUGUUAUUCUGUCUCUCACUGUUCAAAUAAACCUACCAUUAAAAUUAUAGACUGAUCAUUUCUUUGUCAGUGGGCAAACAUACAAAAUCAGCAGGGGAUCAAAUACUUUUUUCCCUCACUGUACAUUGGGCCUAGGCUACAUCUCCACCUUUCUGUUCUAGAAUGGUGUGCAGGUGAAGAAGUUGGUGGAGGAGGAAGAGGAAGGAAUGAUCUCCAACAAGAAGCCAACGAAAGCAAUGCUGGGAAGAGACAAACUUUAUGGAUGCUUUGUCAAGGUACAGGUGGACAAAUACAACUGGAACACACUUCCAUAUCUGUGCCAAUGAGCUCUCUUGAUAAUACAGUAAGAUACUGCACUUAGGCUAAUGAUAUGGACUGUACUGUAACUGUGUUUUUUCUCUUAUUAAUUUUGUGUAUGGAUCUCUCCCUCCUAGUCUGCCACCCUCCUGGCAGGACUGGAGCAGCCGGAGCAGAAGUCCUCCAGUACAGAUGAUAGCAGCAGCUCUGACGAUGAGGACCAGAGACUGGACCUGUCCAGCACCACCAAGUAAGAACCUCACUGCCCAAUAAAACCCACCACCAUACAGGGAUUAAUAUCAGUUUGUGAAGCUUAUUUGUUUUCAUAUCAUCAAUGUGAAGAUUAAACCAAUACAGUGUUAACUACAGUGGUUUUAUGUACUCAAAGGGUUAAAUAAUAAAUGCUAUUUCCCUCUCCCUUUGCAUAGACUAUCAGACGCUGACCUGGUGAAGGCUUGUGGAGGACGCACCGCUCACAAGUAAGUUGCUUGUCACCAAUAUGUUUUAUAAACCAUAAACAAAUAAUAAACAAAUCACAUGAAUGUGUCUAUCUUGGUGCGUGCUGUUGAUGAAUAGUUUGAACCUGGUCUUGCAUGUCUUAAUAAGGAAGCUAAACAUUGGUUUUCCCUAUUUCUGUUCCCAACAGAGGAGCCAGGCACGGCCUUACCAUGAGUGCCAAGCUAGCCAGACUGGAGCAGCAGGAGCAAGAGUUCAUGGCAAAGUAUGGCAAGAAAAACCAACUAGCGGCUGCAACACCAGAUAGCGUCACCACUACCCAGCCAGCUGCCCAGAGCCCUGAGGAUGAACUGACGGACAAGACCCAGGGGAAGAAGGCCAAAAAGAAGAAGAGGAAAAAUCACUCCGAGGAUACCCAUGAGAAUGUGGCUGAAGAGAAUGCUGAUGCUGCUGUGGUCUCCGGAAGUACCAACAUGGAAGUAAAGGUGAAAAAGAAGAAGAAGAAGAACAAAUAUAAUGAAAGUUCAAAGGAGAACACUGGGGAGGUGGUGGUGGUUCCUGAAGAACUAAUGCCUGUGGAUAAUACAGCAGACAACGCUCAGCCAACCAAGAGGAAACGUUCAAAAAAGAGGAAGGUGUUGGAAGAGGGCGAGAGCUGUCAUCUAAAUGGAGAGGUGUGUGAAACUGCUGUCAUUUCUAUAGAGAGUGAAGCUGGAGGAGGCAGUGAAGAGGCUUCAGAGGGAGAAGGUGCCACUCAGCAACAGACUGACUCAGACACUACUACCAAGAAGAAGAAGAAGAAGAAGAAGUCGUCCUCCAAGAACAAAGAGGAGCCUCCAGUGGCUGAGGAGAUGGACCACACUGAUAGAGAAACCAACCAAUCAGAGACUGUGGAGGACUCCCCUCCAAAAAAGAAAAAGAAACAGGAUGCGGCAAUAGAGGAGAGCGAGGAAGUGAGAACGGUGGAGGAGGAACCUAAAAUAAAAGGUAAAAAGAAAAAAUGCAAAGAGGACAAGCAGACCGUAGAGGACAGGUUGCACAAUGUAUCGGACUCCAUACCUCUAAAAAAGAAGAAUAAAGCUAAACAACAGAAAGCAGAUUGA
Molecule: messenger RNA, 6505 nt
Organism: Coregonus sp. 'balchen'
Lineage: Eukaryota; Metazoa; Chordata; Actinopteri; Salmoniformes; Salmonidae
Source: the annotation of a GenBank genome assembly